CACUGAAAGGUUGUUAAAUUUGUCAAAAACAAAAAUGAAAUUUUGCGUUAUUGGAGCCGGCGUUCAGGGAAUUUCAGCUGCUUUGGAGCUUCAAAGUCAAUUUCGUAACUCUGAAGUGACUUUAAUUGCUGAUAAAUUUUGCGGAGAAACAACGAGUGAUGUAGCAGCUGGAAUUUUCAGACCGACAGUUAAUUUUACAGGAGCUUCGUGGGAGCUUUCAUGCAAAGUUCUUCGCGAUUCUUAUGAACAUUGGGAUGAACUGCGAAAGGGAUCAGAUGCUGGUUUAAACGGCGUUACGCAACUUUCUGGUUAUAUAUUUUCCAAACGAAGCCCUGAAACUGUCAAAAAUCCUUUGAUGAAGGAAAUUGUUCCUUUGUAUCGAACUGCGACUCAAGAUGAGCUUGAACUUUGUAACGGAGGUUGGAAGUACGGAUCUUUUUAUAACACUUUAAUUACCGAUUGUGGUCUUUAUCUUCCAUGGGCCUUGAAGAAAUUCAAACAAAAUGGCGGGAAAACUCAUAAAAUGGUUUUAAAGUCAUUUUCUGAGCUUCAAAAUGAUUCUUACGAUGUUGUCAUAAAUUGCGCCGGGCUUGGAUCCCGCUUUUUAUGCAACGAUACAAACAUUGUACCAAUUCGAGGACAAGUUUACAAAGUUCAUGCUCCAUGGAUAAAAAUGGCUUUCUAUGCUGAUGACGAUACUUAUGCCAUUCCUGGAUGUCGUUCUGUAUCUCUCGGAACUUGCAGCAACUUUGACAAUUACAAUACGGAAUGGAAUGAGUUUGAUGCUGCUUCAAUUCGUCAACGUUGCUUCUCUUUACUCCCAAGUUUGAAAAAUGCAAAAAUCAUCGAGAAACGAGUCGGCUUAAGACCUUAUCGAAACCCAUUGAGACUUGAAAUUGAAUUGAAAGAAGAUGUCAAUGGAAAAGUCAUGAAAAUCGUUCACAAUUACGGACACGGAGCUUUCGGAGUAAUGUCUGCUCCGGGAUGUGCUAAAUUCGCUGUCAAUCUUGCACGAGACGCCAUCAAGUCAAACAGCAAAUUGUAAUAAAAUCGCCUUAAAAACAAAUAAAGAAAGAAAAAUCA
Culicoides brevitarsis is the source of this 1083-nucleotide messenger RNA. RefSeq names its product D-aspartate oxidase-like. NCBI's taxonomy places the organism in Eukaryota, Metazoa, Arthropoda, Insecta, Diptera, Ceratopogonidae. Bases 35 to 1045 code for a protein of 336 amino acids. Gene Ontology annotation, cellular component: cytoplasm. The record is from RefSeq and is a predicted model, not a curated record. Gene Ontology annotation, biological process: D-amino acid catabolic process. The transcript is spliced from 2 exons. Gene Ontology annotation, molecular function: D-amino-acid oxidase activity; FAD binding.